Australozyma saopauloensis is the source of this 663-nucleotide messenger RNA. It is a transcript of the gene MRPL6, whose product is annotated as mitochondrial 54S ribosomal protein uL6m. The transcript has a single exon. Lineage: Eukaryota; Fungi; Ascomycota; Pichiomycetes; Serinales; Metschnikowiaceae. Bases 1 to 663 code for a protein of 220 amino acids. The record is from RefSeq and is a predicted model, not a curated record. Gene Ontology annotation, molecular function: structural constituent of ribosome; rRNA binding. Gene Ontology annotation, cellular component: ribosome; mitochondrial large ribosomal subunit. Gene Ontology annotation, biological process: translation.
AUGCUAAAAGGCACAACCUUGGGCUGCAUAAGGCAGUUCUCCUCAACUUUGGCCAAGCCCUCGCACAUAGGGAAAGCUCCAAUCAGAUUGUUGCCUGGUGUUGAAUGUUCUGUGGAGAGAAUCCCCUUCGAGUUUACCAAGUCUUUCACUAAGAAGAGACACACCUUCCAGCUCAACAAGCAGCUCGUAGUCCGUGGUCCCAUGGGAACUUUGAAGUCUGUUGUUCCAGACUUUGUCGAUAUUUCUGUCGAUAACGGCGCCGUUCACGUUUCUGUGGAAGACCCAUCCAACAAGUACCAGAGAAGUUCCUGGGGAACCUCGAGAGCUAUUCUCCACAACAACGUCAUCGGCACCUCCGAGGGACACUUGGCUAUUGUCAAGUUGGUCGGUACAGGUUACAGAGUCACCGUUGAAAAGGAAGGUGAAACCACAUUUGUUCACGUGAAGGUGGGACUUCCAUACAUCCCAAAGGUCAAGGUGCCAGCCGGAAUCGAGGCCACCUCGCCCAACCCCUCUAGAUUGUUGCUUCAAGGUAUUGACAAGCAGCAGGUUAACUUGUUCGCUGCCACCAUCAGAAAGAUCAAGAAGCCUGAGCCAUACAAGGGUAAGGGUAUUUACGUUAAUGGUGAGACCAUUCAAUUGAAGCAGAAGAGAAUUAAGUAG